Cyprinus carpio (common carp) is the source of this 459-nucleotide messenger RNA. Its product is annotated as gastrula zinc finger protein XlCGF8.2DB-like. The record is from RefSeq and is a predicted model, not a curated record. NCBI's taxonomy places the organism in Eukaryota, Metazoa, Chordata, Actinopteri, Cypriniformes, Cyprinidae. The transcript is spliced from 2 exons. Gene Ontology annotation, molecular function: DNA-binding transcription factor activity, RNA polymerase II-specific; RNA polymerase II cis-regulatory region sequence-specific DNA binding. Gene Ontology annotation, biological process: regulation of DNA-templated transcription. The coding region runs from base 1 to 459 and encodes 152 amino acids.
AUGGGUGUAAACAGGCGGGGAGAGCAUCCUGCUGAGAUCACUGUUAUAAAGAUGGCAGUUAUUUUACAAGGAGGGAGAGUGAAGAACGUGAAUGAGAUUGAAGACACCUCAGAGUCAAACAGGAAGAUACUGAUGGAAACACCAGUGUGGAAAGAGUUUCAGUCGAAACGAAACCUUGAGGUCCACAUGAGAGUUCACACUGGAGAGAAGCCUUUCACCUGUGAGCAGUGUGGGAAAGGUUUCACUCAAGCUCAAAGCCUCAAAGGCCACAUGAGGAUUCACACUGGAGAAAUCUCUUUCACAUGCCAAGAGUGUGGAAAGAGUUUCAAUCAGAAAGGAAACCUUGAAGUCCACAUGAGAAUUCACUCUGGAGAAAAGCCUUAUACUUGCUCUCAGUGUGGACAGAGUUUUACACACCAUCACACCCUUAGUUCCCACAUGAGAAUGCACUCUGGGUGA